UCUCGCAAUUGAGUAAAUAUCUCGCAGUUCCGAGUGUAUAUCUUAAAAUUGACUUCUUCUCAGAAUUGUGAGUGUGUAUAUAUAUCUCAAAAAUGAAUUUAAAUCUUGCAAUUAUGAUUUUUUUCUUGCAAUUGCAAGGUUAUAUCUCACGACUAAUCUUAGAACUGUAAAUUUAUAGCUCACCGUUUUGAGUUUCUCACAAUUCUGAGUUUAUAUUUCACAAUAAUUUUCUUAAAAUUGCGAUUUUGAUUUUGUAUCUCAUAAUUGUUUAUAUCUCGCACAAUUCCGAGUUCAUAUCUUGCAUUUCUGUCUUUUUUCCUCACAAUUACAAGUUUAUAUCUCACAAUAAUUACUUUUCUUAGAAUUACGAAUUUAUAUCUCGCACUUUUGAUUUUGUAUCUCAUGAAUGAGUUUAUAUCUUGCAGUUAUACGUUUUUUUCUCACAAUUGUGUGUUUAUAUCUCACGAAAAUAACUUUUUUUAUAGUUUCGAAUUUAUAUUACAAUUUUGAUUUUAUAUCUCAUGAUUGAGUUUAUAUCUUGAAAUUAUUAUUUUUUUCUCACAAUUGCGAGUUUAUAUCUCACGAAAAUAACUUUUUAGUUGUGGAUUUAUAUCUCGCAGUUGAGCUAAUAUUUGACAAUUUCAAGUUUAAACUUGAUUUUGUUGCACUUUAAUUGGAUUAUUGUUCUGUGAAUUUGCAGCCUUGCUUGAAUAUUUUGGUGGUUGCAUAGAGUUAGCGUGACAUUAGCUUUUAAGGCAAAAUGGAUGUGUAUUGAAGAGGGCUGAAAUCUCUUCUCUCGCAGUUUUGGGGUGCCUUCAUCCUGCAGCACGUCUCAAAACUGCUGCUGAGGUCUGGAGAUGCUUCAGGUUGUGUCUAGUUGUUCAUGCUGAGGUUGGCGUGAACAUGAUGAGUGUUUGGAGUCUAACGCUGAUUAUGCAUCUGCUUGUCUAGACAGUCUUAUGGUAAGCUAUGCCAUGGAUAACAUCACUCUAAAUAUACGCAUCUAACCUUGAACAUUCUCUGAAUAUAUUAUUAGUUAUCUAUUAAUAAUACAAAGAUAAUUGAAUCCCGUAAUGAUGUUUUUAACAUUCAGAGAACAUUCAGAAAUAACAUUUUCAUAAUGGGUUGUGACAUUACUUUUAUGGCAGUUAUUAAACAUAUAUUCCCUCCAGUUCUCAUAACUGUAAUGUCAAAAUAAAUAAUAAAUAAAUAUUGACUCAAGCUUUUUUGUUGUUGUACCUGAGGCAAAAUUUCUAAUUUUUAUUUAAUUUUUCAAAACAUUUUAUUUACUUGCUUACUUUCUGGAUGAAGUGAGGCCUAGACAUUUCAAGUGAUUCUUCACUGCAUUAGACAAUUUUGUUAGAUGAUUGCAAUCCUUGCAUUUUAUACGAAGUUCGCUGCCUUAUAGCACUGUUGUCAGUUUAUAACAUUCAUAAGAACAUCACUGAGAGGAUGUUUUCCCCACGUUGCCUGUCUCCUCAUGUGCAGGUGCUGCGGUCAGAUUCAUCAGUGUGAUGCAUUGAAGUUUGACCUGAUUUUCAGAUGUGUGAAACCUCUCUCAAAUGUAAUGUUCCCAUUCUCAGAGUUUUGUAAACAAAAUCAUGUUUAUAAUGCAAUGCAUUGCUAUAAAAAUAACUGUCUGUCUUAAAGCAAUGUUUCCCUUCUGCUAUUUACACAGUCUUGCAACUCAUAUUAAUAAAAUAAAUAUAUUUUUUUUAACGAAUAUUUUGAUUCGCAUGACAUGGCCCAGAUAUGCAUCACACAAGGGAAAUCCUCAGCUGGUUCUGAGGUGAUGCCCUCAUUCUCAGUGAUUUGCAUCUGUCUGAAGUGAAUUCAUGGGCUUGUGUGCAAUGCAAAACACAUGUGAAGUGUUAUUUAGUGUGAGACGUGAUCCAGAAAUGAAUUAAAGUACAUGCAUCGUCGCGUUAUUAAUAUCACCUGUCACAUGAAUGACAUUUUAAACGAAAUAUAUAUUAUUUUUUAAUUAUUUCAUGUCAAAACACGAAACCUAAAUCAUAUCUAAUGAAAUAUUAUAGCCUUGCAUAUCCCAAACUUUCAACGACGUUUUGCCUUUAUUUUAUAUCUUUCCUCGUCCUUCAUUUUUUCUUCUGUUUCUUGCAUUUGCAUAGUGUGAGGGUGUUAAUUAUGGUUAAUAUUUUAAUCACUGGUGAGUCUGAUUCACACAUUCAGAUUAAGUUACAGUGUAAGCGCGUGACGCACGGCACGUGUCUGUUACCACGACAACAACAAACUUCACUGAGAAACUGAAAGUGAGUAGCUAACGUUUUGAAUCUAUUUAACUAUCUAAUGAAUAGAUUAUUUAAAACCUAUAAUAUGCUUAAAAAGUUGUAGACCUCCUCUAGCACUAAUGACCGAGUUAUAGCUAUUUAUUGUCGCAGCUUCUUGUUUUGUGGCCAGUUUUAGCUGCAUGUCUCGGAGUCAGUCUUCACGGAGAACCGGGAGCAUGAGGCCGGUAAACGCCGCCGCUGACGGCCGGAAGAUGCGCAGCAUCAUCGCGGAGGAUCCCGAGUGGUCCCUGGAGCUGGUUCCUCUGCUAACAACUCUCUGUCUACAACACAUCAUAAAACAUUUCAGAGAGAAACCUAUUUUGGAUGAACUUACGCCCAACUACAAAGCAUACGUCCUCCAGCGACUACCAACGUCUCUUCCCUUGACCAUCACUGCAAACCUCAUCAGUGACGAGAGCUACUGGAAACGCUGCUGUGAGGCUCUCUGGGCCGUCAGUGACGUCUCCACCUACGACAACAGCUGGAAGCGCAUGUUCUUCGAGCGUCACCUAGAGAACAUCAUUGAAUACUUCAUCCCAGAUGCAACCGACACCAGGACAGUCCUGGACGCGGUGCCACUGUGUGGAAGCUACGUGAAGCGACUGAGAGUCUCUCAGCUGCUGCCACCCAUCCGAGAGUCGGCCCGGUUUGACGAGGACGACCGCUCGGAUUGUGCCAGCGACACGGGCAGCGAAGGACCCUCGGUGGAUCACUUCGAUUUCCGUAUUCUGCUCGACAAACUUCCGAACCUGGAAGAGCUCAGCGUGGUGUACGGCGUGAAAGGAUGCGGCAUGAACUUCGAGUGGAACUUGUUUGAGUUCACCUUCAGAGACUGUGAAUCCCUCGCAAAAGCCCUUCAUUCCUGCAAGACUUUACAGGUCUUCAGGAUCCAUCGCAGUAAGGUGGACGAUGAGAAGUGUUGUCUGCUUGUGAGUCAACUGCUGGAUCACCCGUCUCUACAGGAGCUCGACUUUUCACACAAUCACAUCGGGGACCGCGGAGCCCGAGCCAUCGGAAAGCUCCUGAACCGCAGUCAGCUGAAGAAGCUGGUCAUCUGCAACAACCAGAUCAGAGGUCCAGGAGCUCAGGCGCUGGCUCAUGCUCUGUCCAGAAACACCAGCCUGAUGUCCCUCAACCUCAGGCUCAACCGCAUCGGGGAUGAAGGGGGUCAAGCUCUGGCUCAGGCUCUGGUGAAGAACAAGACCUUGGUGAACCUUCAUCUGGGCGGAAAUAAGAUGACCGAACCCUCGGCCGUGGCGCUGUCUCAGGCCCUGGUGGAGAACUGUACCCUCGAGAACCUAAACCUGUCCAACAACAAACUGGGAGUUGACGGAGGGAAGGUUCUGGAGGAAGGGAUGUCCCACAACAGCAGUCUGGUGGAGUGUGACCUUCGGCUGACCGAUGUGGCUCAGGACAGUGAGUACUGCAUCACUCAGGCUCUGCGCACCAAUCAGAGCCAAGCUGCAUGCAAAAAUCAAACACCAGGAUGAUCCCAGUGUCAAAAUCUGAGCCAAUGAAGAACAUCGUACACAAAUAAAAAAAUCGCUCUCACUAUCUCUAUCAUUAUUGAAGCAAGACCUUACAGACAUUUAACUGACUGAUAUAAAUAUACUUUGCAUAGUUCAUAUUUCACCCUAAAA
Messenger RNA from Carassius gibelio (silver crucian carp), 3928 nucleotides. RefSeq names its product t-complex-associated-testis-expressed 1 (gene drc5). NCBI's taxonomy places the organism in Eukaryota, Metazoa, Chordata, Actinopteri, Cypriniformes, Cyprinidae. The transcript is spliced from 4 exons. Gene Ontology annotation, cellular component: cytosol; nucleus; perinuclear region of cytoplasm. The record is from RefSeq and is a predicted model, not a curated record. Bases 2429 to 3778 code for a protein of 449 amino acids. Gene Ontology annotation, molecular function: small GTPase binding; GTPase activator activity. Gene Ontology annotation, biological process: nucleocytoplasmic transport; activation of GTPase activity.